AUGUUUAACAAAUUAGAAGCUAUUUUCAUCCAAACUGUAAUAAUUUAAUUUCUCCUAUUAAUAAAAUAAACAAAGAGAAAUCCAAACAAAAAAUAAGCCAUAUAAUAAGAUAGGAAUAAAUAAUCUUCUUUUUAUUAAUCUUUACUCUUGUUUCUCAAAAUAGAAAUAAAAAUACUUUGUAAUGGCUUAGAAGUUAUCAAAGUAAAAUUAUAAAUAAAGGCAUAUGACCAACCUAGAAGAAACGAACUCAUUAGAAAUCCAUUGGGAGAUGUAUAUAAGCACAAAAUAUUAAUCAAAAGAGAAAGAGCAGUAAACACAAUAGAAAAUCUUUAAGACUAUUUAAAUGAGAAUAAGUCAAUCAUUAAUCCUAUUAUGAAUUGGGGUAGCAUAUCAAAACAAAUUAUAUAUAAGUUAAAAUAUAAAUUGCUAUUGCUCAUACCGCUUAUAAUAUUUCCCUACGAGGAAAUGUAAUCAUCCAUAUUUUUGUAUGAUAAAUUCAAAAGUAUUGAGGAUAAGAUAGAACCAAUAAGAAUUUUAUUAUCAUGCUUAAUUUUAUAAUAUUAAAUUUCUUGUUAAAUUUAUUAUUCUAGUUAAGGUAUUUAAAUUAGUCUGUUUUCAUUACCAGGUAAUCUAAUUUUAGAAAUUUAUUCAAUCAUUUAUUUAUAUUUGCGUUUUGAUGGUAAAUUUAAUUUAUUAAGAUAUUUAUUUUCAACAAAAACAUUAAUUAAAAAAUAAUUCCAAUCAAAAUUAUUAAAGAAUUAAGCCAAUUAUAUUGUCCAUUGA
This is a messenger RNA of Tetrahymena thermophila SB210, 783 nucleotides long. RefSeq lists its product as hypothetical. The record is from RefSeq and is a predicted model, not a curated record. The transcript has 2 exons. NCBI's taxonomy places the organism in Eukaryota, Ciliophora, Oligohymenophorea, Hymenostomatida, Tetrahymenidae.